CAUUAUUUGACAUUUCAUCUUCUUCACUCUUCGUUUAAGAAACAUCAUACAAACCCAAAACUCCUAAUAAAAUUUUAAAAACUCUCCAGAGAUUAGAUAUAAAGAUGGCUGUGGGGAUCCUUGAGGUUAACCUGAUCAGUGGCAAAGGUCUCAAACGAUCUGAUUUUCUUGGUAAGAUAGAUCCUUAUGUUGAGAUCCAAUACAAAGGACAAACUCGCAAAAGCAGCGUUGUUAAAGAUGGAGGUAGAAACCCGACAUGGAAUGAGAAACUGAAAUGGAGAGUAGAGUUUCCUGGCUUCGACACCGACUACAAACUCAUCAUCAAAGUCAUGGACCAUGAUACUUUCUCCGCCGACGAUUUUAUCGGUGAAGCUACGGUAUAUGUGAAAGAGCUACUUGAAAUGGGAGUAGAGAACGGCAAGAUGGAGCUAAGACCGACCAAGUACAACGUUGUUGACUCUGAUCUCUCCUUUGUCGGAGAGAUUACCAUUGGACUUUCUUACUCUGUUGUGCAAGAAAACGGAAUGGAAGGAGAAGAGUUUGGUGGAUGGAAGCAUAGCCAGUUUUAAUCAGUUUCAUCUUCUAUAUAAAUUGCAUGAUUCUAUUUUUCAGGUGUUACCUUUAGUGUCAACAAUAUCAUUAAGCUUAUUCACAAGUUCAAAA
Messenger RNA from Brassica oleracea var. oleracea, 663 nucleotides. Its product is annotated as elicitor-responsive protein 1-like. The record is from RefSeq and is a predicted model, not a curated record. The transcript is spliced from 5 exons. Bases 105 to 569 code for a protein of 154 amino acids. Lineage: Eukaryota; Viridiplantae; Streptophyta; Magnoliopsida; Brassicales; Brassicaceae.